UUGGCGCUGCGAUGCGCGGCCAACGUCGCCCGGGUCCGCCUAUUUGAUUACAACGCUGUUGUACUCGCUCGUGAUUCUGUAGCCAUGCUGACUCGCAACUCUGGCGCACUCACACUCUUCUGACUGCUGGCUUCAUCUCUCCCAAUCAACCACACGCCAUAGCCAAUCUUAUCUCGCACUUUGCAUCUUUGCCUCGCCUUGCUCUACCCUCCACCUACUCUCUCCAAUCCUUGCCACACACUUCGUCGACUCCAUCAACUUGUCACAGUCCCUGGAGCACAAGAUGGUCAUCUCUACUUUUCCCGAGCCUCCCAAGGUCUGGCCCCUCGAUGUCCAGGCCGUGCCAGUGCCAGGUACGGAGAAAGACGGGCACACUCCCAUUUUCCGAAAUGCCGCUGUUCCAGAGUUCACAACUCAGGAAUCCAUGUAUGAUGUCUUCGCUGUGGGCAGGGAUCGUGAUCCUCAAGCCCCUUACCUCGGUAUCCGUCCCUGGAAUCCAGCCAAGAAGGACUUUGAGCGCAGAUUCGAGUGGCUGACGUACGCCCAGGCGGAGGAGCUUCGCACUGCCGUUGGAAGCGCUCUCGGAAAGCUCGCCAAGGAGGGUCAGCUUGGACAGGGCGUACCCGACAAGCAGUGGACUUGCGGCGCUUGGAUGCAGAAUAGGCCUGAGUUCCAGAUCUUGGAACACGCUGCUGCCGCCUACUCUCGCAGGACGGUAUCCCUCUACGAUUCUUACGAUACAGAGACUGCGGUCUACGUCCUCGCACACUCUGAGGCUCGAUGUGUCUUCACGACCACCUCACAUGUCCCCACGCUCCUCGCUAGCGCGAGCGAGAUACCCUUGGUCAAGCUCAUUGUUACCCUCGACACUCCUGCGCCAGCUGCAAGCGCUCCUGGAGAGCUAGGUCGUGACCAACUGCUGGCCAAGUGGGCGGCUAGCAAAGGCGUCAACCUCACGAGCUGGGACAAGAUUGUGGAGCUUGGAAAGGCAAACCUGGUGGCUCACACCCCUCCUCAGAGCAACGAGGAGCAAAUCAGCUUCUGCUACACGAGCGGAACCACUGGCAAGCCCAAAGCUGCGAUCGUGCUGCACAAGCAACUUGCGUACGCAGGUGCUGCUACUUCGCUCUACUGGUCAAAGCCUCAAAAGAUGAUCUCCUACCUGCCUUUGGCUCACAUCUACGAGAGAAUCCUUGAGGCACUCGUCACGCGCAAUGGAGGAAGUAUCGGAUACUUCUCUGGCGAUGUGCUACGCCUCACGGAAGAUGCUCAGGUCCUCCAGCCUUCGUUCUUUCCUGGUGUGCCUCGCGUCUUCAACCGCAUCGCCGCUCAAAUCCAAGCACAAGCAGAUGGCGGAGGUCUCAAAGGCAAACUCUUGACAGCUGCUUUGAACGCAAAGAUUGCUCGACACGACCAGACGGGUGACGUGACUCAUGCCUUCUACGACCGGAUCGUCUUCCGCAAGGUGCGCGCCGUGUUGGGUGGCAAGGUCGAGCAGCUCGUCUCUGGAUCGGCGCCCAUUCGUCCAGAUGUACUCAAGGUGCUUCGUGUGGCCUUGAGUGCAGACUUCCGCGAGGGUUACGGACAGACGGAGAAUGCGGGGUCUUGCUUGCUCAUGCACCCCGGAGACAAGGAUCUGGGUACUUGCGGCCCACCCGUUCCUGGCCAUGAAGUCCGCUUGCGCGACUGCCCCGAGUUGGGCUACACGACCAAGGACAAGCCGUUCGCUCGCGGCGAGAUCCUGUCCCGCGGUCAGUCCGUCUUCCCAGGAUACUUUAAGGACGACAAGAAGUCAAAAGAGACGCUGGACGAAGAGGGCUGGAUGUACACUGGUGAUGUGGGAUUGAUCGACGACAAGGGCAGAGUCAAGAUCAUUGAUCGAGUCAAGAACUUGAUCAAGCUGGCUCAGGGAGAGUACGUCGCUAUUGAGCACGUCGAGGGCAUCUUUAGCUCCUCGAAGCUUGCUGCUCAAUUGUGGCUCUACGGAGAUUCGACUGAGGCACACCUGGUUGCGAUUGCUGUGCCAGACCCUGAAGCGUUUGCUCCCUUCGCGUCCAAGAUUACCGGAAAGCAGCUCUCUGCAGCCGACUUGCAAGGUCUGGAGCAAGCGUGCCAAGACCCGAAGGUCGUCGCCUCCUUCCUCAACGACCUGGUCACUGUGGGCAGGCGAAACAAGGUCAAGGGCUUCGAAUUCCCGCGCGCUUUGAAGCUGCGCAUGACCCCUUUCAGCAUCGAGGAGGGCACACUGACCCCUACGUUCAAGCUCAAGCGACCAGAGGCUAGAAAGAUCUUGGAGGCUGACAUCAAGGCUCUGUACUCCAAGCCGCCUGCGGACAUUAGCGCUUCUAAGCUCUAGGGGCCACGGUCACCUCCAAACGUCUCUUUGUCUAGUGUUAUUGUCAAGUGCCGACGACGGCGUCCGAGUAAAUGUGAAGCGUGUGUCUGGUCAUCGUGAGGUCGAGGCUUGAUGCUGUGUUAUCAG
Molecule: messenger RNA, 2482 nt
Organism: Ceraceosorus guamensis
Lineage: Eukaryota; Fungi; Basidiomycota; Exobasidiomycetes; Ceraceosorales; Ceraceosoraceae
Product: acetyl-CoA synthetase-like protein
Exons: 9
Coding region: 284-2356 (690 amino acids)
Biological process (GO): long-chain fatty acid metabolic process
Cellular component (GO): endoplasmic reticulum; membrane
Molecular function (GO): long-chain fatty acid-CoA ligase activity
Source: RefSeq, a predicted model, not a curated record